CUGAACCACUAUAUAAAGACCUCGACGAAUUGAAAUCAUCAAGCAGUUCCAUCAGGUACUUCAACAACAACACCAACAUGUCAAAAUUUGUGUUCGCUUUCGUCGUUCUUCAAAUCGUUUUGAUUAAAGAAAUACAUUCGUGUGCUUUGCCAGCUGCACCUGCUCUAGGAUGUGGACUUCCUGCGCUUCCAGCUCUCCCUCCUGCAGCACUUAUGGCUCUUCCACCUACCCUAGCCCUGCCCGCUCUUCCUGCCCUUCCAGCUGCUCCAGCUUGUGCUCCACCCGCAUUACCCCCAAUGCAAAUAGCCAUACUUCCACUGCCAUUGCCCGCUGCACCUGCUUUGCCACCCCCAUGUGCCUUACCACCAACUAACGUUUUACCCAUGAAGUUGGCUCUCCCGCCUCUAGCAGGAUGCGCACCACCCCCUGCUUGCUGUUGAUUGAACUACCAUUGUCAACAACGAACGUGCUCAAAUAAAAUUGAAAAGUAGAAAAUUAAUUAAAAAUAUUUGAUCAUGUAUUAGCUGCAUUUUAACAUAAAUAAAUGAUUUAGAAAAUAAAAAA
Tribolium castaneum (red flour beetle) is the source of this 564-nucleotide messenger RNA. RefSeq lists its product as uncharacterized. The record is from RefSeq and is a predicted model, not a curated record. NCBI's taxonomy places the organism in Eukaryota, Metazoa, Arthropoda, Insecta, Coleoptera, Tenebrionidae. The coding region runs from base 78 to 440 and encodes 120 amino acids. The transcript has 3 exons.